GCUCGGGUCCUAGCGGCCGCUUCAACCCCAGUUCCAGUCCCAGCUGCAGCCGCAUCCCCAGCUCCAGCUCGCGCUCCGCUCCUGAGCUCGGACGUCUCCACGCGUCCCACCGCGGCUUCCGGAGCCUGGCUCUAAAUUGCCUGAGCUCGUGCCCCGCGAUCAUCCACCGCCCUGCACCCUGGAGCGCCCGGCCGUGAGCCUCUGCAAGCUACUCGGGAUCCUUGCGACCGUGGGCAGCGGCUGCCGCCUCUGUCCCCCUGCGGGAGGACCGUCCUUGCUGCACCUGCGCAGUAACUCUGGCUGCACAGCGGACCCCGCGGGUAACACGGGCACCGCUGAAACAUGGCAGACGAAGACCUCAUCUUCCGCCUGGAAGGUGUUGACGGUGGCGGGUCCUCCCGAGCUGGCCGCGAUGGGGAUUCCGAUGCAGACAGUGACGAUGAUGAGGACUACUUCAUCUGCCCCAUCACUGAUGACCCCAUGUCCAACCAGAAUGUCAGCUCCAAGGUCCAGAACUACUACAGCAACCUGAUGAAAACAGAGUGCGGCUCCACAGGGUCACCAGCCAGCUCCUUCCACUUCAAGGAAGCCUGGAAGCACGCGAUUGAGAAGGCCAAGCACAUGCCUGACCCCUGGGCCGAGUUCCAUCUGGAAGACAUCGCCACAGAACAUGCUACUCGGCACAGGUACAACGCUGUCACCGGGGAAUGGCUGAAAGACGAGGUUCUGAUCAAGAUGGCAUCUCAGCCCUUCGGCCGCGGAGCAAUGAGGGAGUGCUUCAGGACGAAGAAACUUUCCAACUUUUUACAUGCCCAGCAAUGGAAGGGGGCCUCCAACUACGUGGCAAAACGCUACCUCGAGCCGGUGGACAGGAGCGUGUACUUUGAGGACGUCCAACUCCAGAUGGAGGCCAAGCUCUGGGGGGAGGAGUACAAUCGGCACAAGCCCCCCAAGCAGGUGGAUAUCAUGCAGAUGUGCAUCAUUGAGCUAAAGGACAGGCCAGGCCAGCCCCUCUUCCACCUGGAGCACUACAUUGAGGGCAAGUACAUCAAGUAUAACUCCAACUCGGGCUUUGUCCGUGAUGACAACCUCCGACUAACACCACAGGCCUUCAGCCACUUCACAUUUGAGCGUUCUGGUCACCAGCUGAUUGUGGUGGACAUCCAGGGUGUGGGCGACCUUUACACUGACCCACAGAUCCACACUGAGAAAGGCACUGACUUUGGAGAUGGGAACCUCGGUGUCCGGGGAAUGGCUCUCUUCUUCUAUUCUCAUGCCUGCAACCGGAUUUGCAAGAGCAUGGGCCUUGUGCCCUUUGACCUCUCGCCACGGGAGCAGGCUGUGGUGAACCAGAGCACCAAGCUGUUGCAAUCAGCCAAGACCAUCUUGAGGGGGACAGAGGAGAAGUGUGGGAGCCCCUGCAUAAGGACGCUCCCUGGCAGCCGACCCCCCUUGCGCCUUCACCUUUCAGAGAACUCUGGGGAUGAGAACAUGAGCGACGUGACCUUUGACUCUCUGCCUUCCUCCCCCUCUUCAGCCACACCUCACAGCCAGAAACUGGACCACCUCCAUUGGCCAGUGUUUGGUGACCUCGAUAACAUGGGCCCUAGAGACCACGACCGCAUGGACAAUCACCGGGACAGUGGGGACAGCGGCUGCCCAAGCGAGAAGCGAAGUGACCUGGAUGAUCCUGAGCCCCGAGAACACGGCCACUCUAACAACAACCAAAGGCGGGAAUCCGAUGAGGACAGCCUGGGCAGCUAUGGACGGGUCUGUGUGGAGACGUGGAACCUGCUCAAUCCCUCCCGCCUGCACCUGCCGAGGCCCUCAGCUGUGGCCCUUGAAGUGCAAAGGCUAAAUGCUUUGAACCUUGAAAGGAAAAUCGGGAAGUCUGUUUUGGGGAAGGUCCAUCUGGCCAUGGUACGAUACCACGAGGGCGGGCGCUUCUGCGAGAAGAAUGAGGAAUGGGACCGAGAGUCAGCCAUCUUCCAUCUGGAGCAUGCAGCUGACCUGGGAGAACUGGAGGCCAUCGUGGGCCUGGGGCUCAUGUACUCUCAGCUGCCCCACCACAUCCUGGCUGAUGUCUCUCUGAAGGAGACAGAAGAGAACAAGACAAAAGGCUUUGAUUACUUGCUGAAGGCGGCAGAAGCUGGUGACAGGCAUUCCAUGAUCCUAGUGGCCCGAGCUUUUGACACCGGCCUGAACCUCAGCCCAGACAGGCGUCAAGACUGGUCGGAGGCCUUACACUGGUACAGCACAGCCCUGGGGACGACCGACUGUGACGAAGGUGGAGAGUAUGAUGGCGUGCAGGACGAGCCCCAGUACGCACUGCUGGCCAGGCAGGCGGAAAUGCUGUUCACCGGAGGAUUUGGGCUGGACAGGAACCCCCAAAGAUCAGGAGACUUGUACACCCAGGCAGCCGAGGCAGCGAUGGAAGCCAUGAAGGGCCGGCUAGCCAACAAGUACUAUGAAAAGGCGGAAGAGGCCUGGGCCCAGAUGGAGGAAUGACUGUCCCAUAAGAUCACUGCCAGCUGGUCCCAAGCAAAAGGACUGGGGGUGGGGAGAACGGGACUGAUUUCUUUUAGAAGGGGAGCAGUUUUACUAUGUUAUAAAUUCACUUUUGUAUUUCAUUUUUUUGAUUCUUGACAAACUAAAUCUUUGCAACUGGCAGAGACACUGUAACUGCCCUUUGGGGUGGCAUUUUGGUGGGGGGAGUAGGGGGUUGAAUAUGCAGCCUAAUAAAUUACCAUAUUUUUUGA
This is a messenger RNA of Peromyscus maniculatus bairdii (prairie deer mouse), 2759 nucleotides long. RefSeq names its product eukaryotic elongation factor 2 kinase (gene Eef2k). Gene Ontology annotation, molecular function: calcium ion binding; calmodulin binding; ATP binding. Gene Ontology annotation, biological process: myosin II filament disassembly; protein phosphorylation; response to differentiation-inducing factor 1. The record is from RefSeq and is a predicted model, not a curated record. Lineage: Eukaryota; Metazoa; Chordata; Mammalia; Rodentia; Cricetidae.